Molecule: messenger RNA, 2755 nt
Organism: Dromaius novaehollandiae (emu)
Lineage: Eukaryota; Metazoa; Chordata; Aves; Casuariiformes; Dromaiidae
Gene: ARL10
Product: ADP ribosylation factor like GTPase 10
Exons: 4
Coding region: 709-1419 (236 amino acids)
Molecular function (GO): GTP binding; GTPase activity
Source: RefSeq, a predicted model, not a curated record
UUUGGGGAGCAUGGGGCAGGUUGGGGCAGGCUUGGGGUUUGCUCCCUGACGCGUCCCGCGCUGGCGGGGGGGACAGGGAGACCGGGAAACGGUGCGGCUGAAAGGGCGUCGAGGAAGCAGCAGACCUGGCCAGGAGAGGAGCAGACGGACGAAGCUGAGUGGGGCCCGGGGGGUUGCUGCGCUUUGCUCGUCAAAAUCAGGGGCAGAUUUAACGGAAAGGGGCCUCGGCGAAGCCCCAGACCAGCCAAGGCCCGGUGGGGUUGCUCAGGGCCCGGCCUGCUCUGGGUGCGGGCGCAGGUGCCCCGACGUGGGGGAUGUCCGCCUGCCCCUCCGUGUCCCCCGCAAACCCCGCGGGCUGGAAUCGCUGCACCCACCGGGCUGCCGCCGCCCGGAGCAGCCCGCCGCCCGCGGGGCCCUGCCGGCAGGGCACCGCCGUCGAUCCCCAUCCCGCCUCCGCACGGGGCUGCCGGGGGCCGGGGCUGCGCUUCGCGCCCUGCCCGCGCUCGCCCCGGCACCGGCGCUCCGGGCGCCCGCGGCGCCGCACCGCCUCCCGCCCGCCCUCGCUGCCGCUGGCCCCUCCCGGUGCGCCGCGGGAGGCACCGGCGCGGGCGGCCCCGGCCCCGGCUCCCGGCUCAGCGGAGCGGCGCGGGCAGCGCGGGGCCGCCCCGAGCGCGCCGGGGCCGCCGCCGCCGCCGCCGCCGGGACCGCAUGGCUCCGCCUGGCGCCUUCCGGCACCUGACGCUGGCCCUGGGGGCCGCCGUGGCCGCUCUGGGCUCCCUCCUCUUCAUCGCCUGGAAGAUCUACUUCCGCGGCAGCGGCACCGGCGCCGGCUGGGCCGGCUGGUGGGAGCGGGAGCUGUGGGAGCUGCGGGAGCAGCAGAGCCGAGACCCCCCCGACGGCACGCCGGACUGGAGGCAGGUGCUGGUCCUGGGGCUGGACGGAGCGGGGAAGAGCAGCGUCCUGCACUACAUCUGCAGCGAGACAGCCAAGGAGCGCAUCGCGCCCACACAGGGCUUCAACUCUGCCCGGCUGUACAUUGAGGGGCUGGAGAUGGACCUGCUGGAGGUGGGCGGCAGCCAGAACCUGCGGGCUUACUGGCCGCACUACCUGAGCCAGGCCCACGUGCUGGUGUUCGUGGUGGACUCGGUGGACAGGUCGCGCCUCCUCACGGCACGCCAGGAGCUGCACGCGCUGCUGGCUGAGGAGCCCCGGCUGCCCCUGGUCGUGCUGGCCAACAAGCAGGACAAGAGCGAUGCCCUGAGCGCGGCAGAGCUGCACGAUGAGCUGGCACUGCACACGCUCAGCGACCAGCGUGAGUUCUUCCUCCUGCCCACCAGCGCGACCUGGGCCAGCCUCAGCACCAGCACCAGCGUCCUCCACGUCAAAAGCCUGCUGGUCAGCCUGCUCUCCCAGCCCUGAGUCCUUGGGGUGCCCACUCAGACUCUGAGCCUGAAAGAGCUGCCUUUUCUGGGACUGCAGUGCUAGGACAGAGCCAGCGGGAUGGGAGCAGCCGGGGGGCUUCGUCGCGCUGUUAGCAGGCUGCUGGCCCUGCAGUAUGUUUGCUGCACCCUGGGAGGUUUUGGGAUAGAGCUGAGGUGCCGGCAGCCCUUGGGGAACACGAGCAGCAGGCUCCGAUCUCUGCCAAGGGGAGAGGGCAGCCACCUUGCCCAACUGAGGGCAAAGUCUCCCUUGGGACAGAGGCACAAGCACAGCUUUUACCUCCAGGUUAGCAGGCAGCGUGCAGCAUGGGGCAGGGUCCUGUGCCUUCACAGCAGCCAAGCAAGCUAUUAAAUGAAUGGGGCUAAACGAGUGAACCAGCCUGCUCAACUGCCAGCACAGACCGGCUACCCCAGGAUGAUGGAGAGGGCACAGAGCAGAGUGGCAGCGCCCACAGGAGGCUUUUAUGGAAGGGAGCAAUUCCUUCACCCCACUGGGACAGUACCAGUACCCCUCGGGCACAGUGUCUUGCGCCAGCUGGGUCCCCAGAGCCACCAUGCAGAUACGUACCUGACAGCAGGCUGAUACGGCCCCUCACUCGCAUGAGGGAUGGGAAGGGAUGAUAGCCUGCAACAUAUGGUGCAGGGCAGGGAGAACAGCUGCUCCAUUUUACCCAGGCUCUAGGGAAGAACGCUACCCGUCAGCUCCCAGGGCUGUGCAGAGCAGCAGUCCCAGCAGAGGAACUGUCUUGGCAGCUUUCCUGAACUGAUAGAGGUUACGUGGACUCUCCCUCCUGAGAAACAUGCUGAGUAACUGCUUACACAGCCCUGCCACCCCAGCCAGCCAGGCCAGCAUUGGGCACACCAGUGGGAAUAACCAGCUUGGUCUGCUGCUCACCUGGGGCGGAGGCCCAGCUCUCAGCACUCCCCCAGACUUUGUACUUAAAGCCCUACUAGAGAGAGGUAAAAGCAGGAAUCGGGCAGCCCUGCACUACCCCCUCACCCUGAGCAGGAAUAAGGUGGUGGUUGUUAAGAAUCGCAGCAAGCAGGAAUUUGCCCACCCUCUGGUCUCCCUCCCUCUUAGCUGCCCCAGGGAAGGGGAAGGAGCCAGGCUCAGGGUUUGGAGCCAGGCUCAGGGUUUCCACAAGCUCUGCCUGCCUGUGGAAAGGUUGCUGCUUAGGCCACAGUACACGGAGCCCUGGAAAACUGAUAGGGGAAGCUGGAGAACACAUCAAGAAGAAAGGGCAUGUGCUGGUUGGUCUCUGCUGUGAAAUCUUUUGUAUAGUGACUCCUUUCAAUAAAAGAGAUUGAUCACCCUG